Messenger RNA from Cavenderia fasciculata, 207 nucleotides. RefSeq lists its product as uncharacterized. Bases 1 to 207 code for a protein of 68 amino acids. NCBI's taxonomy places the organism in Eukaryota, Evosea, Eumycetozoa, Acytosteliales, Cavenderiaceae. Gene Ontology annotation, cellular component: proteasome core complex. The transcript has a single exon. The record is from RefSeq and is a predicted model, not a curated record.
AUGCCAAACUCAAAGACAUUCUUGGAGAAACGUUACAAUGAUGAUUUGGAAUUGGAAGAUGCUGUCCAAACAGCUCUUAUUACAUUAAAAGAAGGAUUUGAAACUCAAAUGACAGAAUCAAAUAUGGAACUUGCUAUGAUUGGUGCUGAUAAGAAAUUCAAAAUUCUUACUUCAUCUCAAAUUGGUGAUUACCUUCAAAACUUGUAA